This is a messenger RNA of Purpureocillium takamizusanense, 897 nucleotides long. RefSeq names its product Mediator of RNA polymerase II transcription subunit 31 (gene soh1). The transcript has 2 exons. Bases 124 to 504 code for a protein of 126 amino acids. Gene Ontology annotation, cellular component: core mediator complex; mediator complex. NCBI's taxonomy places the organism in Eukaryota, Fungi, Ascomycota, Sordariomycetes, Hypocreales, Ophiocordycipitaceae. The record is from RefSeq and is a predicted model, not a curated record. Gene Ontology annotation, molecular function: transcription coregulator activity. Gene Ontology annotation, biological process: regulation of transcription by RNA polymerase II.
CUCCUUCAACUGCGUUCACAGCACACUUCGAACUUGGCGUCAAUCCCAACGCGCGCACGCGCCCCCUUCAUCACGCGAGCGACACCAAACGCUACCGUUUGAGAACCCCGGCGCAGCCGUACGAUGGCCUCGCAGGACGUGUCAAUGGACUCGCCGCCGCGACCCGCGGGCGACCAGGGCAGUGAGGAGCCCAUGUACGGCGGCUACUCGCGUUUCGAGAUUGAGCUCGAGUUCGUCCAGUCCCUCGCCAACCCCUUCUACCUCAACCACCUCGCGUCGCAGAAGCUCCUCUCGCAGCCUGCCUUCGUCGCCUACCUUGCCUAUCUGCGCUACUGGUCCCGCCCGCCGUACCUCAAGUACCUGACGCACCCGGGCCCGACGCUGCGCCACCUCGAGCUCCUACAGCAGGAGCGCUUCCGGCAGGACAUUAUGAGCCCGGACUUGGUGGCUCGGCUGGUCGACGAGGAGAUGCGCGCGUCGGUGCAGUGGCACCGCGAAGCGUGAGCGAACGGCUUUACCUAGCCAGCGCGCGGCCGCGGCAGCAGCAGCAGCAGCAGCAGCAGCGGCUCGCGUGCCUCGGGCCAGGCAGCAUCCAGGAGACGAAGCUCCACCAAGGGCUCAACUACGACGACAUGACGGCCUACGUGCUGCAACAAUGUUACGAAAUGAUAAGAUUUUUAUCGAAGCCGACGGCAGGCUGCAACAGGGCCGAAGCUGCCAGUCUAUGGAUUCUGGUCUACCCAUCAAUGUCUACCAUCGUAUGUCAUCGCUCAACACACGAUAUGCUCCAAGCCUCCAACAACGCCCGAAACCCAUACCAAAAGAAAACCACCCAAGAUAAACGCCAAACGUCUCUUCCGCCCAAAGACCGAUAAUAACAGCCGACAGCGAGACGGA